Messenger RNA from Pyricularia oryzae 70-15, 1848 nucleotides. RefSeq names its product sugar transporter. Lineage: Eukaryota; Fungi; Ascomycota; Sordariomycetes; Magnaporthales; Pyriculariaceae. Gene Ontology annotation, biological process: carbohydrate transport; transmembrane transport. The transcript is spliced from 5 exons. The record is from RefSeq and is a predicted model, not a curated record. Gene Ontology annotation, cellular component: membrane. Bases 196 to 1785 code for a protein of 529 amino acids. Gene Ontology annotation, molecular function: carbohydrate:proton symporter activity.
CUAUUCCUAGCAUCCCAGGGGCUGUAUAUUGCAGGCAACGAUGCAACCUUCUCGGCGGGCACAGCUAUCCCCAGCAGCUGAUCCGUGGUAAUUUCCAUCCUAUUCAUUAUACAUAUAACCAAACCAUUCCGAAUUAUGCGUUCAUCUCGCAAACUGCACCUGUGAUCAUGUCAAACAAGGAAAAGAACUGUUGCCAUGGCUCCUCCAAAGCCACAACCGACCCUCCGGGGCGCCGCCAACGUCCCUAGGCACUUUAACGGUGCACUCACGUACGCAGUCGUCCUGAUCGCUGUAUCUCAGAUCAAUUUCGGUCUCGACCAGGGCAUCUUUUCCAACACGCAGGCCAUGCCACAUUUUUACAGACAAUUCGGCGCCCCGGACCCCAAGACGGGCAAAUAUGCACUCGACCCGGUAUUUUUGUCGCUGCUCAACAGCCUGCCGUUUAUCUGUUUCUUUUUGGGACUCGUUCAGGGCUCGUACAUAAGUAACAAAUGGGGUCGUCGGACCAGCAUGCACGUCAUGUGUGUCUGGGCACUCAUCUCGGCGGCCGUGUGCGUGUCGGCGCGGGGGCGCGUGCAGGUGGUGGCGGGCAGGAUGAUCAAUUACCUCUAUAUCGGCAUGGAGCUGGCAGUCGUGCCCAUCAUUCAGUCUGAAAUGGUACCUGCUCCUGUCAGGGGGUUCAUCGUCGGGACGUAUCAGCUGGGAUUGGGACUUGGCCAUAUUCUCGCCUCCUUGAUCUGUCGUGCGACAAGCGACAUUGACUCCAACAACUCCUGGAUCAUCCCCUACGGGUGCAUGUUUUUGAUCCCUUCGAUUAUACUUUGCAUGCUAUGGCACAUGCCAGAGUCCCCACGCUGGCUCUUACUCCAAGGCCGCGAUGACGCCGCGCUCGCCUCACUGAGACGACUACGUGUGGGCCGUUUUACAGAAGAGCAGAUCAGGGACGAGCUGGCCAGCUUCCGCAGCACGAUAAAUGUUGCCGCCGACAAGGGAACGUGGAAAGAGGUGUUCCAGGGCUCGAACCGGAAGCGGACGUUGAUUGUCUGCGGCGUGAAUGUCUUUUUCCAGCUGACUGGCCACAACUUUGUGUCCAAAUACGGCACGAUAUUUCUCCGGUCUCUCAACACUUUCAACGCGUUUUCCAUGUCGCUGAUCAAUUCGUGUAUCAACACGUUGGUUAUAAUCUUCACCAUGUUCCUCUCUGACAUGGUAGGGCGGGUCCCUCUCUUGAUCACUGGCGCAUCCAUACAAACCGCCGCCCUACUAACGAUGGGUGGACUCGGAACCGCAGGGGGGGAGAGAGCGCCCCUACCCAUUCGCGAGGGGAUAACGAGCAUGGUCACCCUAUUCGGCGUGGGCUUCAACCUUGGCUGGGCUCCUCUGUCGCACGUGGUCGCGGCUGAGAUUCCCACUUUGAGGCUUCGCGACAAGAUCUACGGUUUGGGUUCCGCCAUCAACAUCAUUAUCCAAUUCUUGGUCGCCUUUAUCGUUCCAUACCUCAUGGAUGAUGCAUAUGCCGGCCUUGGGCCUAGAGUGGGGUUUAUUUUUGGUACCGUGGCGUUUGUCGCAGUGAGUUUCAGCUGGUUCUGCGUGCCCGAGUGCAGCGGUCGGACUCUCGAAGAGAUAGAUCGCCUUUUCCUGGAGGGGGUGCCGAUUCGAAGCUUCAAAACUCAUGCCCUGGCGGACCAAGAGGAAGACAAGGGGUUGCAGCGGAACAGCGAGUCUUGGCCGCACAAAAGAGAAGACGCAAAGGGAGCUGGCUGGGUUGAUGCUCGAGCAGUCUAGAGCGGGAUAGACGAAUAGAAUACAAAAAGGGACAUGCUGUUGCCCCUUGGACUGUCAUUGCUC